Molecule: messenger RNA, 4845 nt
Organism: Lachancea dasiensis
Lineage: Eukaryota; Fungi; Ascomycota; Saccharomycetes; Saccharomycetales; Saccharomycetaceae
Source: the annotation of a GenBank genome assembly
AUGUCAACCACUGUACCCUAUGGAAAAUUUGCAGAACAGCUUUACCGAGACUUGCAUGCCUUGUCCACCGAGGCCAAGCGCAGAAAUGCAGAAAUUAAAGUUGCGAGUGACAAAUCACAGGAGAUCCUAAGAAUUGUAAAGGGUUUUGACGAUCUGGCUCGACAUCCGGACUUUGUUGCUCCGUUCGUGCUUUCAUGCUCAUCGAGAAAUGCAAAACUCACAACGAUAUCUAUGCAAUGCUUCCAGAAAUUAGCGACUGUCAAUUGCAUACCUGAUCAGAAAAUUGAAGACGUGCUCAACGCCUUUAUUGAAUCUGCUCAUCUGGCUGUAGAAAUACAGCUGAAGGUACUGCAAGUAAUACCGAUAUUUUUCAAGACAUACAGUACAGUCGUUACGGGCAAGCUCUGUUCCAAAAUUCUGAAAUGCUGUUCUAUUCUUCUUCGGCAGCCCAACAAGACACCCAUGGUCGUAGGCACUGCAAGUGCAACAUUGCAACAACUUAUUAAUGAUAUCCUGGAAAGGGCCAUUAAACCGGAAGUCAAUCAAACGUUAUCCGUAGCCACAGGCAAUACUGAAUCUAUGAUGGUUGGACCUUUUCGUCACGAUGCUAACCGCCUGUUCUACGACCUUUGCAGUUUGAAAGGAACCUCCAUUAACCAUACAAAUGUUCUACUCAAUAUUGAGUCGAUUCCAGAAGAUUACGGACUGGAAAUAUUGGAAAGCGUCCUGAGCAAUCAUCACAUCCUCUUAUGCGAAUGUGCUGACCUGCAAUUCAUACUCAGAACGAAGGCCGUACCGCUUUUUCUACGCUCUAUUUCAUCUUCAAGAAACUUCUCAAUUGUAAUCAGAAGUGCGCGUUGUCUGCUCAUGCUUGUCAGGCCUGAGUUUUUGAAAGUGUUAGAACUAGAGCUUGAAAUAAUCAUAUUUUUGCUCAUAAACAUUGUUUCAAAUGACAUUGAAUCACCACUUUGGAAGAAGCUCGUUGCUCUAGAACUUUUCCAGUUAUUAUGCAAAAAUUUCUCUCUACUGUUGGGUCUCUUCAAGUUUUAUGACAUGCUUCCAGAUCGCAAGGAUAUACUCUCAAACCUGCUCAAAUCCUUCCAAAACCUGUUGGCGUCAAGAGAAAAUCAGAGUUACUUGAAUAUAUCACUUACUCUAGAUAAAGGCGAUACACCCUUGAUUUCUCAAGAAAGUUCAUCAGCGAAGGUUCCAUUAAUUGAACUGUUCGAUAAGCCUAAUCCCCCGCUUGUCGAUCAAACUUAUAGCGUGUACCUCAUUUUGUCGAUCGUCAACCAAAUAUCAGAAGGGAUAGGCGCAUAUGCGGUCGCCUUAAAUCAAAAGGAGAUAGGUCAAAAGGAAACAGAUAUUUUCAAAACACUGUACAACACGCUUUUUCCUGAUCUAUUUUCCUUGCACAAAUCUUUUCUUUACUCCACGACUUUAGACACACCUCUGUUCCAUUCCACUAUAAGAGCUUUACAAAAGUUAUCACACGCAUCGGGUAUUCUAGAACUCAGCGAUACCCUAGAAAAUUGUUUGAAUCUAUUUGGGGUUGCCACAGUAGAAGCAUGUACACCGACAUCUGCUGUUAAGAGUACUACGGCAUCUGAUCAAAACCUCAGUACAGCUACCGCAAUGCUCAAUACCAUUAGUGGUUCUCUUAUUGGUCAUGCUCAAAAUGCAGCAGGAUCGUCAGAAGCGCUCCUUCCGCAAGCCUAUUCUAUCCACCCACGAACAAUCAGUGUUUUUAGGGCCCUCGUAUCACUUUCUGUCUCGUUAGGUCCAAGUUUCAAUGCCCAGCAUUGGGAUAGCUUCUUGAAGACGUGGCAAUGGAUGUCGUUUUUCUUGAGUGAACAGUCAAAUGAUUUCGAGGAUAGUCGCUCAAUUUUAAACAACUCCCAAAGCUCCCAGGUGACGAGCUCUGAUAUCAAUGCAGCGAAAACCAGCAUUGUGAAAUUUUGUGAGAGUACACAAAACUAUUCCAACACAGGCUUCAUCAUUUUAGUUCAAGCUAUAAUCAAGGAAUCAACCAACUGUGCCCUUCAAAAAAAAAAAAAUGGAGAUGUAGAGGGACAAUUGCCAACGAGUAGUGAUGGCAAAAUAUUGAAUUGCGCUUAUAAUGAAGACUUUUUUCUCGUUCAGCUUGGGGAGCUUAGCCGCCUUAACAUGUCUAGGUUACUCAAGGAGAAAAAAGAUGUAAGCAGUUGGGAUUUGAUUAUUGGUCAUCUGAUCCAAGAAGCAUCUAGUAGAAUCUACGAUAACGAGACGCUGCGUUUGUGCUCUGUUGAUACACUUAAUAAUGUCGUCGCUCAAGCUGCCUUGGAAUCUAGUGAGCUUGAGCCCUCGUCAAGUCUGACGCCUGAGAUGGUCGAGCAAAAACUGUUGACGACCUUAGUUAAGCUGAUUGAAAAGAUAUUAAGGCUAGAGCGGAAUAGAGAGGCUGUUCAUAACGGAUUUAUCGAAACUGAGUGCGAUAUCAUCUUCCAAGCCUUGCGAACGCUCAAGGGACUACUGGAUGUAUUUGGAGAUUCGAUGCAAACUACUUGGGGUAUGGUUUUUAGAAUUAUCAAUUCCCCAUUUGAGAUGAUACAUGAAAAUGCUGCUCUAGAGUCUUCAAUUCUUGAAGAAGACAGCUCUAUUCUAGAUUUGAUUUCAGCCAAGCACAAAGGGAUGAUUCAAGUAUCAUUUGACGUUUUCAAGCUGAUAUUUGAUGAUUUUUUGCAAACCUUACCAUUAAGCAGCCUCAAAAGUGUAAUUGACACGCUUCUUAACUUUGUCAGACAGGAAAGGGAUUUGAAUAUAUCCUUCUCGUCGAUUAGCCAGUUUUGGUUGAUCGGAGACUAUCUCAGGACGAGUAUUUCAAAGGGAAAGGAACAAUUUUCAGCUUCACAAAGGUCUGAAUUUGUUGCUAGCGUAGAAAAUGGCAAUCUCGCUAGAUUAAUCAUGGCUUAUGGGGACGAAACUCGUGAAAUGUACUAUGCUUUGUGGCUUUAUCUUCUCAAAAAGCUGGUUGAAUGUACUGCCGACGAAAGAAUUGAGGUCAAAAAUGGCGCAAUCCAAACGUUUUUUAGGAUUGUAGAUUCUCAUUCAUCGUCCUUUCCACCUUGGGAGCUUGUAAUUCAUGAAGUACUCGCACCGCUGCUACUCCAAGGUGGCAGCUCUGACCAAUAUCUUAAAAGCGUUGAAUUCAUCAAUUUAACUCUAAAGGGCUUGAUCCAAUUGUUUUCUUUGUACUUCUCCGAUUUUUCAAUAAUUCCAAAUUUAGAAAGCGCAUGGGAGUUGCUGGUCCGCUAUGUGGCAAAGCUCCUGCAAAUCCCAUCUUUUGAGCUCUCUUUUGUUGUCUUAAAAAAUCUUAGAUGUUUAUUGGAGGCAAUGCUUCCUGUCGAGGCCCUUCCUGAUACAAUUGUUCUGGAGCUCUAUGAAACAUGGAGUAGUUAUAACAUGGUUUACAGCGACUCAUUGAAGUCGGAAUUCAAAGGCAAAACUAAUUUCGAGUGCAUAGGGGAGCUCUUAACUUGCUAUCCGUUCUUGCACCAGCUGCUUAACUCAAGAAAUCUACUGGAUUGCCAAAAAGUCGAGACGAUAUUUAAUGUAAUGAACUGUGCUGCAAGAUAUCCCUUGUUGCCCGAGUUUUCAUCUGAUAAUCAGAAGCCGUCCACACUGCAAAAGACAGUUCUCGAUUCUGUUAAAGUUUUUGAGCUGCAGCAGCCUUUACAAGUUGAGCUCUUGAUCUUGACCCAAAUCAGUACCAUUGUUGCGCUACCUUUUGAAACUAGAGCCAGGAUCGAAAAUAAAUUAGGGCCGAGGUUGAGCUCAACCGCAAGGAAGAGAAUUCCUUCAUUCGAGGCUAUAAGCUAUGAAUUUUGUGAAUACUUGGCUAAGCGUCUUGAAAGCUUUGCUGAGGUUGACGAGCAGUUUGUCAAUUCCAAAAGACUUCUCAAAUUAUUGAAAAACCUAAGCGUUCCCAUUGUUUCAAAGUCUUUAAUUGGGGGGAGCAAGGGUACCUCGGAGACCUUGUGGGUUAGGUCGUCCAGAUGCUUUCGCUUGCUUUGCCAAAAAGUUCUGACAUUCUUAAACAAUAGAAAGGCUGAGAGUGCAGUGCCAGAAGAUGUUCGGGAUUCGUUUUAUAGCAUUUUCGUUGAGGUGGCAGUUACCCCGCUAAAAAGAGUGAGCACUGACAUUGAUAGCGCUACGGAAGCAAACGAUAUGGAAGAAUUUGCUUGUUAUAAGGAUAUUCUUCUCAAGAGUUUGGGCCCAAAAUUCCCUACAAACAAACAACUCGAAAUCUUUGUCUCGGCUGUAUGGGCCGGUUCCUUCUUCCAUGAAGUUGAUGAAAUUGAAGAUGCUAUUAUUAAAUCUACUGAUUCACUAGAUGAAGUUGCUGUGAAAUUAGCUGAGUUCCCUUUUGAUGACGUUCUGGGAUCAACUGCAGAUCAAAUUUCUUUAAGCAAAUAUAGGGCAGCCUCUAUGUGUCUUCGCACCUUGAUGGAAUUUACUAUCUUUGAUGAAGCUGGUUACGAUAGGUUACAACCAAUUUGUGUUCCAUUCAUGGUCUCACGAUAUGCCUUUAUUAUGCGUAGAUACAUAUCCGACGUCGAACUCCUUAACCGUAAACCGGUCCCCAAGGGAAUGAAACUGGAAAUGCUCUUAGUGCUCAACGGUCUGAAUCAAGUUCUCAAAUGCGUCUGUGCUAAGGGAAAAGACUCCUUUGAUAGCCAAACUGUCGCAACUCUGCAAAUUCUCUACCCUCUCGUAUUGAGGGCCAUCCCAGCUUCUCAUAAAAUUCCAGGAUUACAGACGAUUGUUCAAGAGCUCUCUUUGAAUUUUACAAGACUUCCUACGUAG